CGUGAUAUGAGCAAAAUGUUCCACAGGGGUACUUCCGGUUAAUUUUGUUUACACUGGUAACAAAAUUGUUUUUGACAAAAUAUAGAUUUUGCGGCACAAACUGUCGCAAAUCAGAUAAAGGAUAGCAAGGGAUAUAUAUUUACUUGGGAAGAUGUCAAAGUUUACCUUUUCCCAAACCCGGGAAAAGCGUUCACGCAGAGGAAACGAUGGCGUCAUUUGUGUAGAAAACCACGAGCAGCCGAAAUUGAGUGCGAUUAUUACAUUCCGUGAAAGCUGAACCAACAAAGAAACAUCAUUGUUCUAGCCAGUUUCCUUAUAUUAACUUUUAGGAAAACCAAGAGAACACAAGAGGAAGUAAAUACUUCGGAAAUACAACAAAUUCACAAGAACUGAAACAGACAUGAUAUCCUUCGUUGCUGGUUGUGUGUGGAGCGCAGUGAUUCUGUCGCUUUCACUGUGUUCUGCAGAAUAUCCCAGGAAUGAAACUUUCCUGUGGAAACCGCGAGGCUGGAAGGGACUGCAGUUGUAUUGUCCGAAACAAUGCAACAUUUCCCCCUCUACUGGCGACACUAAAGAUGUUUGCUGCGCGUGCAAAGCGGAAAGUCUGCUCGAUUACAACCACCAUUUUUCUCAUCUUAACAUUUCGAAGGAUGGACGUCUUGAAGGGAAUACGUCUGCUGACAACAUAGCUGUGGAUUAUUCCGGAAAACAUUUAGUAGACUUCCCCCACAAUAUAUGUGACUUUCCAGGAAUAACGCGGAUCAAUUUCUCUUCCAAUCACAUUCUAGAAAUUCCGAAUUUGUCCUGUCUUCCAAACUUGACGCAUCUGGAUUUGUCUUGGAAUUCACUGUCCGCUUUGUCAAACGACUCUUUGACCGAAAAUUGGAAUCUCAGGUUUGUAAACCUGUCGCAUAAUUUCAUAACCUACAUUGAGACGGGGGUUUUAGCGACAAUGGCCUCUCAUAGUAUCAAUUUGACGGGAAACUCUCUUAUUUCUGUUGACGUCACAGACAUUAUAUUCGAAAGGCCAUUUUGUAAAUUCAGUUUCUCCCACAACAAGCUGCAUAUCCUUGUUAAUAAAAAUAACUGGAAGAUGAAUUUGAUCAAAAAAUAUGGUCCAGGAUUCGUCGACUUUACCUUUAAUCAAUUCAAAACGAUGCCAGAUGCCACGAAAUUGGGAUUUAAAAACUUUUUUGAUCUAGGAAAACUGUUUGAUUUUGGAUUUGAUAUCAGACAUAAUCCUUUGAUAUGCGAUUGUAGGAUCGCAAGAUUUUUGUUGUUUUUUAAACAGUAUAUCGAUAUAAUGGAUAGAGACUACUUCAAUAUUACAUGCGAAUUUCCAGAGGCCUUUCGAGGAAGAUCUCUACCCAGUAUUAUCAGAAAGGGAGAAAUAGAAGACUUGAUUUGUAAUUAUACUUCACUGACUGUGUGCCCGAAAAGAUGUCAGUGUAUUGAUAGGCCGAAGAGAGCGAGUCCGUCCGAACCGAAAAUGAAACUGGUAUUAAACAUGAAUUGCACAGGAGCUAAAAUAAACCACCUCCCUCAUAUUCUGCCACAUUGUGAUGAAAUUGAGUUUGACUUGAGGGGGACUCCAAUCAGAGAAAUCACAACAGAGCAUUAUUUGGAAUUAGUAACUGUUCUGGAAUUACCUGGUAUGCCCUCUUUUGAAACAGGUGCCCUCGAAAACCUUACUCAUUUACAGGUAUUCUCUGUUCCAAGAUCUGAUCAACUGAGCGGGAUUCCGCCGGCAUUGUCUUCAUUAAAUCCCUGUGUUUUCCUGCAGCGAGGAGAUUUUGUCAUGAACUGCACUUGUUCACAUAUCUGGAUGGUAGACUGGAUUCAAACAAAAGCGAUUAAGAAAUGUUCACCCCACUCCUUUCAAUGUUUGAAUGGCGGUGACACAGAACAAUUAUUGACCUAUCUUCCUAGGCUCGUCUGCACAGAAACACACCACGAGUACCUCUUACUGUUAUCGAUUACUUCUGCAACUAUAUUUUUCUUUAUCGUUCUUAUUUUCAUUUACAUUUGGAAAUAUGAAUUCAAAAUCAUGAUAAGAUCCAACUGGAUCUGUACAAGACCAAAGAAAUAUGUGGACCAGGAUUGUGUUGUUUACCUUUCAUAUGACGAGAAGAUGAAAGACAUAGACUCAUGGCUCAUAAAUACACUCGAGCCUUUCUUGACAAGGAACGGUUUGGCUACUUUUAUCCCAUCACGUGACUUGCCUCUUGGGUGCGUUCGAGUCGACGAGACAGCAUGGCAGAUAUCGGUAUCCAGACACUACAUCAUAUUUCUCUCUGACAAUUAUUUCGAGGAGGACUCUUUCCAAACCCACACGGAAUGGAAGCAUAUCUGGAACAACUACUUCUACGACUCUAGAAAGAAAUUGCUGAUUAUCAACUACGACCUGUUAAAUUCAACUCAAGUUCCCUGUGGAAAGUUUAGGGCAGUCAUGCGUAUUAACGAUGUAGUGGACUUCGCCUCUGGAGAAAAGAAAAUAUUUUCCAAGAUAUCCGCAACAUUUAAGGGAUAAAUUUCAUUUUCGAAAAUACAUGAGGGUAUAAACAGUGACGCUUCCCGCCGAUAUACUACACACGCGCUUCACGCUGAUAUUCUACACAACGCGCUUCACGCAUAUAUACUACACAACGCGCUUCACGCCUAUAUACUACACAACGCGCUUCACGCCUAUAUACUAAACAACUCGCUUCACGCCGAUAUUCUACACAACGCGCUUCACGCCUAUAUACUACACAACGCGCUUCACGCCUAUAUACUACACAACGCGCUUCACGCCUAUAUACUAAACAACUCGCUUCACGCCGAUAUUCUACACAACGCGCUUCACGCCUAUAUACUAGACAACGCGCUUCACGCCGAUAUUCUACACAACGCGCUUCCCGCCGAUACACUACACAACGCUCUUCACGCCUAUAUACUACACAACGCGCUUCACGCCUAUAUACUACACAACGCGCUUCACGCCUAUAUACUAAACAACGCGCUUCACGCCGAUAUUCUACACAACGCGCUUCACGCCUAUAUACUAGACAACGCGCUUCACGCCGAUAUUCUACAUAACGCGCUUCCCGCCGAUACACUACACAACACGCUUCACGCCUAUAUACUACACAACGCGCUUCACGCCUAUAUUCUACACAACGCGCUUCACGCCUAUAUACUAAACAACGCGCUUCACGCCGAUAUUCUACACAACGCGCUUCACGCCUAUAUACUAGACAACGCGCUUCACGCCGAUAUUCUACACAACGCGCUUCCCGCCGAUACACUACACAACACGCUUCACGCCUAUAUACUACACAACGCGCUUCACGCCUAUAUUCUACACAACGCGCUUCCCGCCGAUACACUACACAACGCGCUUCACGCCUAUAUACUACACAACGCGCUUCACGCCUAUAUACUACACAACGCGCUUCACGCCUAUAUACUACACAACGCACUUCACGCCUAUAUACUAUACAACGCGCUUCACGCCGAUACACUACACAACGCGCUUCACGCCUAUACACUACACAACGCGCUUCACGCCUAUAUACUACACAACGCACUUCACGCCUAUAUACUACACAACGCGCUUCACGCCGAUACACUACAUAUACACAACGCGCUUCACGCCUAUAUACUACACCACGCGCUUCACGCCUAUAUACUACACCACGCGCUUCACGCCUAUAUACUACACCACGCGCUUCACGCCGAUAUUUUUCAAUAACAUUAAUAACUCCACCAACAAUAGGAAUUUGAACAGUUUUCAUCAGAAAUUUCACAUUAAUUAAAACACUAUCUAUCUGUAUUUAAAAGUAUCCAUUCAUUUUUUUAAAACAUCAAAAGUAGACUAAAGCAAUCCGAAAAGCGAAACGGAAUCUUAACUCAGUCCAUUUCUUUCAAUAUCCCUUUACAUUUUUUAUCACUAGAAAUAUAACUUUAUAUUUAAGGUUUUUUCUGUAUGAACUGCGAUGCUUCACGUCGUCUAUUCUCUUUACAGAAGUAGUCAGACAUAGCCUACAUCCGCUUCUCUUCGCAAGUGUUGAUUCUGGAAAACGUGGAAAUUCCGGAACCGGUGACGGUUUACACUGCGAUCGAAGUUUCAACUCAAAUAUGCCUGGAUUUACAAGUUAUUUCCUCAACUUUAUCAUUAAUGCACACACCUGUUACGCGGAAACCAACACGUACUCGCUGUUAUCCAUUUUCACAUCUUCCUUGUCCUGGGUUUGAAUUUUAAAAUAUUAACGGUAGGAAAAAUCAAAACAUUUGAAAAAAUUAGUAGACACGCAUUUUGGUUCUCGAAAAGCUUUUUGUUUUAGUUAAAACAGUGUUCUUGUUAAUGUACAACGUUUGAUUAUAGAGUUUUAAACAAUUAUUUUCAUUUGAACAAUUAUUGACAAUGGUAUAUUUUAUAUCUAUCAAACAUGUAUUUAUAUCUUAGAUCCACCUCUUUAUUUACACUACUACACGAAGGUACACAUACAAUUACUAUACCUUGGGGACUUUGGUCAUGGGUCCGUGUAUUGUCAUUUUGUAUGAAGGGUUUUUAUAGGACAAUAAUUGUCAAGUAGUAUUUGGUUGGGUUUUUCGUUGUUCUGUAGUUUUACCACCAGUUUUGAGCACUUUUGAUAUUAUUCAGAAGAUUUGUAUGCACUUGACCUGUCGUGAAUUUGAAACAGAUUUACAGACUGUCAAACAGACAGUAAAUCUUUGAUUUUUCAGUCAUUUCUACGAGAUUAUUGUCCUAGCUGAAUUUUCUGAGGGAAGUUUCGUCCCUCCUGAAAGAAACAAUGUUAAAAUAUCAAUAGGAAUACAUGCUUGAAUAAAAAUGAUAUGUCACAAAGCUUUCUGAGAUGCAAAUUGCGUGUUUACUAACUUUUUCAAAUUUUCUGACUUUGAAUUUUCUAUUUCUUUUUUUUCUCUACUGCUAAUAAGAUAAACACAUAAUUCAAUCCCGGGACAAGGAACACGUGAUUUAAAUGGUGAGUGUUGAAUUCCUUGUGAUAGAUCUGUUAAGGAAAUCCAGGCAUAUUUGAGUUGAAACUUCGAUCACAACGUAAACCGUCAACGGUUCCGGCAUUUACACGUUUUCCAGAAUCAAAACAGGAAGAUUUGCGAAAAGUGGAUGUAGGCUAUGUCGGUCCACUUCCACGGAGAAGUGGAUGUAGGCUAUGUCGGUCCACUUCCACGGAGAAGUCGAUGUAGGCUAUGUCGGUCCAUUUCCACGCCGGCAGACUUCAUGAAACGCGUUGACGCGGUACAGUUCAUACCUUCAUACAUGUAUUUUUAAAACUGAAAUUUAUCCCAUAUUUACAUUUUACUCUUAUUUCUGUCGGAAUUCCCAAUGGUUAAAAUAGACGCACUAUAUUUAUCAAGAUUCAUACGCACAUUGUAUACAACUGCAACGAGGCUAUCAUUACCAUUUGUACAUAUAUAAAAAUAUCAAAGGAAAAAAACACUUGAAAUGUAAAUAGUACAUAUUGACUCGUUGAUUUGUUCAUAUGUAUAUGUAAGUACGGUAACGAUUUAUACAACCAUAUGUGGUGAGAGAAUUUCAUUGAAUAUACCCAUAUAUACUCCAUUUUGUUCUAUAACCAAACCUUAAAUUGUGUUUUGAUUUUUAGUGUAACCAUUUCUCUAGCCAAGGCUGGGCAAAAUGUAUGAUAGUUUUUUUGUUUACUAAUAUAGUUUCUUUAGUAAUACAUAGAUGUUUCAUAAAUUCUGAAAACAAG
Ostrea edulis (European flat oyster) is the source of this 5738-nucleotide messenger RNA. RefSeq lists its product as uncharacterized. Gene Ontology annotation, molecular function: protein binding. Lineage: Eukaryota; Metazoa; Mollusca; Bivalvia; Ostreida; Ostreidae. The transcript is spliced from 2 exons. Gene Ontology annotation, biological process: signal transduction. The coding region runs from base 401 to 2530 and encodes 709 amino acids. The record is from RefSeq and is a predicted model, not a curated record.